AUGGCAGCCUGCUGCAUCCAGUGUUUCCUGUUCCUCUUCCUGCUGGGAGCCUCUCACUGGACUUUGGCCCAAAAUCUACACUGUGAGGUGGGUAGAAACCUGCAUUUAGAAGACGAUCCAGGCCGGACCUUUAACUGGACGUCGAAGGCUGAGAGGUGCGACCCGAACGAACUUUGCCAGGAAACUGUACUGUUGAUUAAAGCAGAAGGAACCAAGACUGCCGUUUUGGCCAGUAAAGGUUGCGCUGAUCAAGAGAUCGAGUCGAUGACUUUCAUUCAGUACACCCCCCCUGCUGGCCUGAUUGCUGCCUCCUACAGUAACUACUGCAAUUAUACCCUCUGCAACAACAGAGACAGCAUUUCCCCGUUCUGGAAACCGCCAGAGACCAUAGCAACUUCUCGCAUGUCAGGAGCCCUCCGCUGCCCAACAUGUGUGGCCCUGGGGCCCUGUGCCAAUGCCCCCUCUCUGCCCUGUCCCAACAGUACAACUCAGUGCUAUCAAGGAACACUUGAACUCUCUGGAGGAGGUAUGGACUCCGUCGUGCACGUCAAAGGCUGCACCACAAUGAUCGGCUGCAGACUGAUGGCUACAAUGACCUCGGUGGGACCCAUGACGGUGAAGGAGACCUGCAGUUACCACUCAUUUCUUCAGCCCCGAAAGGCAGAAAGUAAGGCCUCCUGGAUGCUCAGCUCACUGUGGCUGCUGGAGCUACUGUCGCCGGCAUUGCUGCUGCCCCUCAACCACUUUGCCUGA
Molecule: messenger RNA, 753 nt
Organism: Peromyscus californicus insignis
Lineage: Eukaryota; Metazoa; Chordata; Mammalia; Rodentia; Cricetidae
Gene: Tex101
Product: testis expressed 101
Exons: 5
Coding region: 1-753 (250 amino acids)
Biological process (GO): regulation of flagellated sperm motility; binding of sperm to zona pellucida
Cellular component (GO): plasma membrane; plasma membrane raft
Source: RefSeq, a predicted model, not a curated record